CGUCAGAACAUGUUCAGCUGGGAGAGAGGCAGAGAGGCCGACGACUGUGGUUUUCUGUGGCCAAGCGGUCUGCGGCCAGGAGGCUUUACCAUUUUAAUGCAUUUUGCCAGGCAAUUUCGAUCAUAGUUUUUCUCGCGUCAGUUGCGAGUGAAGGAGGCAGGACUGCUUGUGCCUUAUUUGAUUUUCACCCCGGUGUUUCACCGGAUUUGUUCCGCUCGGAGUAAUCCUUUCAGCCCCUUGCCUAAAUAAAGCCACGCAGGCCGGAACUCUUCUCCAAACAAACCACGGCGAUUGUGUAGGUAGUAAGUGUCCCCCAUCGACAGAGUAGCAAAAUUCUCUGUUUUGCUGAACGAGCAGUGCGCGCAGGAUUUUUUUUUUGACCGAGCAUAGCAUCUCCCAGCAUGCCCUGUGCGAGCCUCGCGCUUUCCCGCCAAUAUUUCGAGGUCACGCUCGGUGACCUCAAGUGAAGCGCGCCACCACACGCUGGUUCUAAACCGACCCGGUUGUUGGCGGUAUCGUUGCAAGCACGCGGGGACAAACCACGACGCGUCGACCGGUGCGGUGUGCCUACCGUUUGCCAGCCUUGCACUUCGGGACAAACGUGGAGCGAAAACUGCUUCAUACACAGCCAUCGUUGUUUGCGGUGUAAACACUGUCAGCUUCGCUUGGAACCUCGUCAGAAAUCUGGAUCCGAACAAACAGUUUCUGAGGGUACGAAAACGUCGUUGAUAUGGAGAGAUUCGGGGUAGUGUAUUUCGUGUUCAGUUGCUUCCUCAAUCGUUGUAUCUUGGGUGCGUGCAGCAGUAAUGGUGGUGGGUACGAGUACAACACCAAUCGUGAGCACGAGGAGCAGGCAAGAGAGAAUAUCACGCGUAUUCUGAACGAGUUGACCCAAAAUUACGACAAGAACCUACGGCCUGGCAUAAAAGGUCCUCCGGUGGUCAUUCAGAGCGAUAUCUAUGCCUUGAGCAUCGGCCCCGUGGUGGAGAUAGAUCUGGAAUUCAGCAUGGAUGUCUUCUUCCGACAGCGCUGGACCGACCCCCGCCUCAGGUUCAACAGCACCUCGGUGGAGAUGCUGCCGCUCAACACGAUCAUGCUGGAGUCCAUUUGGUACCCAGACACCUACUUCUUCAACGGCCGGCGGAGCAAGCGCCACACCGUGACCACACCCAACCGCCUGUUCCGCAUCUCGCCGGAGGGCAAGGUGCUCUAUACACAGCGUCUGACCUUAAAAGCAGAAUGCAUCAUGAACUUGGCAAAGUAUCCAAUGGACACACAAGUCUGUCCGCUACACUUUGGAAGCAACAGUUACUCUGAGGAGGACGUGGUGUACCGCUGGCUACACGAGCCUGAGAACGCUUCGGCCUCCGUCGAGGUGUCCGAGGACCUCCGCUUCUCGCAGUUCUCGCUUCAGACGUGGAAAGCCGAGAGAAGCGUCAAGGUAUCCGACCGCAUAGGUAACCGGACUCAGCUGACGGUGAACUUUCACCUGGCCCGUCACGCUGGUUUUUUUGUCAUCUCGACUUACAUUCCCUGCGUGUUGCUGGUCGUUCUUUCCUGGGUCUCGUUCUGGCUGAACAGGGAGGCCACACCCGCUCGGGUUGCGCUCUGCAUCAUGACCCUGUUGACCAUCACCACCCUGGGGUGGAGUUCCAGGGCCGUCUUGCCUAAGGUCAGCUACGCCAAGGCCAUCGACUGGUUUAUCGUCAUGUGCUUUGGCUUCGUCUUUGCCGCCAUGGUGGAGUACGCCGCUGUCAACUACUUCACCAAGAGGCGGGCUGGCAUGUUGCCCGGGAUGGCAGAUGACGACGACGAUGACAUGGCACAAGCCGAGGCAGAGAACGUGGAGGCGACCCUGCGAAAGAAGCGACGCUUCACCCUGCUGAGCAGCCUGACCCGCUACAACAUCAAGGUCAAGAGUCCGUACGAGGCCAGUAAGCAGUCGUUCCUGAGUGACCUGCUGAGCUGCAUCUGCGGCAACGCCGAGUACCGUGACGCCCGUCUGCGGCAGAGCCGGGCCUCUGGCAAGCCCUUCAACAGUGUCAGCCGCAUCGACGUGGCCUCGCGCAUCAUCUUCCCCGUCUCCUUUAUCGUAUCUAACGGCAUCUUCUGGUUUGCCUACAACUGAGAUUAGGGAAGUGGGCAGCCUGGAACAAACGUCAACAUUAAAUCUCCAAGCACUUAUAUCAGGAAUCUUGCCAAACUCCCUAAACUCCUCCACACCGUAGGAACAGAACGACAAAUUCUAUGUAUAUAAAUUUUCAAAGGGAAUGAGGCUCUGCGUAGAGUAAUAACGGCUGUGUUGUACCUUUCUUUAAUCCAAUAGCAUCUCCAAUCUUGUUGGAUUUUGAAAGAUCUUGUAAGGUUAGAUUCAGUUAAAGACACCAGAUUGCAGAUUGUAUGGGUUGUGUUCUAGCUGUAAUCGUUGCGUUUUAAGAAAAUGAAUUUAACGAAAUCGUUCAUGGAUCUCUCCGUCGUUGUUUCUCAUUUAGAGCUCUUGGAUACGUUUUGAAUUAACAACUUUUUUCACAGCCAGUUUCACCCGAUGAAGUAACUUCCCACAAUCAGCCAUGAUUGAAAACAUGACUGCAACUUAUGAUUUUGCGAACCUUCUGGGGGGAGAGUCAUAAUACCAUACAAGUUUCAAAAGCAAUAUGUCAUAAAGGAGAUGUUGUAAAAUAGAUGGUGCUUAUUCCUUUUGUUCCUUUUUUCCUCUUCCACUACUCGAGAAUAUUGUAUCCAGAGACGGGGUAAAUCAUUUGUAUUAUGUAUUUCCCCUAACGGAGAAAAGACGGCAAGUUUUAAGAAGGUAACUCCCUACAAAUAAACAUAUGCAUCACUUCCUUCAAUCCAAAUCAUUCACUUCACUCAAUAUAGCAUUUCUAUCCAAAGGACAAGUUCAUUUUAUUUCGUUCGAACGAAAUAUCUCCGAGAAGCGAAAUUAAUUUUCGCAAGAACAGAAUAAUAUUUAGAGAAUACUUUUUAUUUCCUUUCAUAAGACCUUAGUUUUUGCUCUACCUGCCACCUUUAGGAGCUCGGUUUUUAGGGAGAUAUAGACAGUAAAGAAACUAUAGUGUAAAAGUUUGUUAUUCAGUUGUAGAACAAUUUCUGAUUCGUGAUUGAAGUGUGUCAUAGAAAGUACAUAAUAACUGUAAAGAAUUUUUUUAAUGUAACCCGUAUCUGUGUGAAGAGUUGACGGGAAUCAAAGCAAUUAACAAUUACCAUUAAAGUAAAUCUUUAUUUUCCUCUUGAUGAUAUUACAAGAGAUAUUUGUCAUUAGAGUUUUGGAAAACUGCGUUCACAGUCUAGAGACACUUGUUCUUGUUUGAUCAAACAAUUGUCACGCGCUUCUCCAGGUUUUUCUUCAUUUAUUUGCUUAUCGAAUAUAUCCUUAUGCGUAUGUUCUGAUGUUUUAUACUUCUUGCGUUUCACGGAACAAGUACAUGAAAUAAAUUCUGAAAUCUUAUGAA
This is a messenger RNA of Acanthaster planci (crown-of-thorns starfish), 3470 nucleotides long. Its product is annotated as gamma-aminobutyric acid receptor subunit alpha-5-like. NCBI's taxonomy places the organism in Eukaryota, Metazoa, Echinodermata, Asteroidea, Valvatida, Acanthasteridae. The record is from RefSeq and is a predicted model, not a curated record.